Molecule: messenger RNA, 450 nt
Organism: Vittaforma corneae ATCC 50505
Lineage: Eukaryota; Fungi; Microsporidia; Nosematidae
Exons: 1
Coding region: 1-450 (149 amino acids)
Biological process (GO): proton transmembrane transport
Cellular component (GO): proton-transporting V-type ATPase, V0 domain
Molecular function (GO): proton-transporting ATPase activity, rotational mechanism
Source: RefSeq, a predicted model, not a curated record
AUGGAGGGUCUUCCGUAUCUAUUGGGAUCUUUAAGUGUUAUGCUUGUUCUGGGGUUGUGUGCUUGUGGUUCAUGCAAUGGAAUGAUGAAGUGUGGAACAUCAUCAACUAUCCAUUCACAAAUAAGCACCGUUCUUACUUACUCAUAUGUAUCAAUGAUUAUCAUCUCCACCAGCUUCUUCUAUGGAUUUAUACUUUCAAUCAUCAUCAUCAACAAGCUAGGCCCAAACUAUACUCUUCAUACUGGCAUUCUACACCUAACAUCAGGCAUCAUCUUUGGUGUAAUCGGAGUCAAUUCUGGAGUGUCAAUGGGAAAUAUUUCAUCACAUGGAUUUAAAAGGAUAGCCCAAAAUGAAAAAUUUUAUACAUCAUUUAUGAUUUCACUGGCGUCGGUUGAGGUAACACUCGUUAUAGGAUUUUUAUGCAGUUUACUGAUCAUAUAUAAAGUAUAA